This is a messenger RNA of Triticum aestivum (bread wheat), 677 nucleotides long. RefSeq lists its product as uncharacterized. Lineage: Eukaryota; Viridiplantae; Streptophyta; Magnoliopsida; Poales; Poaceae. The record is from RefSeq and is a predicted model, not a curated record. The transcript has a single exon. Bases 26 to 505 code for a protein of 159 amino acids.
CGGAUCGAGCUCCCGAGUGUUCAUCAUGCUCGGCGCCGGCCAUGUCCACUACCUCGUCGCGGGAGGCUCCGGAGGAGGCGACGACCCCAGGUACCCCUGGACCUUCAAGUCCCUGCACGAGGUGGACGCCGUCGUCCCUGCCAUCGCCCGUGGAGCACCGGUAGGGCCUGACGGGUGCCCCAUCUGCUUCCGCACAUUCGCCAGUGCCAAGGCCGUCCAUGGCCACAUGCGCAGCCACACGGACCGCACCUGGCGUGGCAUGGAGCCGCCCCGGCCGCCGCCCCUGGGCGAGAUCCGUUACCCGUACGUGUGCGACCGCUGCAAGAUGCCGUUCCAGACGCGGCAGGCGCUCUGCGGCCACCACGCCAGCCACAAUGAUAAGAAAGGCUGCUCCUGGCUCGAAAGAGAGGAGCUCGCCGCCGCCGAAGAAGCUCGGAAGCCCGUCGUGUUCGACGUUGAUCUGAACCUUCCGGCUCCGGAGGCAGAGGAACAUGAGGAGGAGUAGUAGGAGAGAUGAACAGAUCGAUCGAGAAGCUUGCUAGUGUUCUCAGUUGACAGUUGUUCGAGCUGUGCUUGCGUGUGCUAUAUUUGGUGUUUAACUUCUAUAUAUUUUAUUCUGCCUUCUCUCUUUGACUUUGUGUUUCCGGACUUGGUGUGCAAAUAGCUCUCGGUCGAUC